UCCCUUGCUGGCGCGCCUGCGCGGGAGUGCUUCGAAGGUGCCUUGGCUUGUGAGAGACAGAGAUCGCGGCAGCAGUUCAGGGCCGGGUGUGGCGAGGGUUUCUUAGUUCUGGCGUGAUUACCAGCGCCAGCUCCCUUCACCGGCCAGGAUGGCGAUUUCCGCGCCCGUCUCUGAACUGGCGCCUGGGCGUGGCUGAACGGAGCCAUGCUGGCAGGUAUCACCCGCGUCAGGCGGGCGGUGAGGACGCGGGCGCGUGGAAUAGGGAAUCCCGCUUGAGGGCGUCCGCGCGGAACACGCCCUUCUCCUCGGCUUGUUUGCAGUUACCCGGAUUCCAGCGCUGCGCUCGGCAGUGUCUGCGGGGAAAGCUGGAGGAGGGCCCGAGCUGACGGAGGGAUGGAGGCGAGGGCUGCGGCAGGAAGUUAGUGCGUAAGAGAGCAGGGAGAAGGGGGUUAGGAGUGGGAUACAGGGCGGCUGGGUCCUAGAUCCAGUCCUAGUAAACCAGGAAUUUAACUUCGCUGCUGUCCCUUCUUCCUUUCUGUAACGGGAGCAAUCUCCACGCGCUGAACCUGUCUCUCAGGUACCUGAACAUUGGCCUUGUGUCUGAAGCUCCUAGAACUUUUCUCUUACUGAGAUCACACUGUUUAUAUAUAGUGCACAAGUGCUUAGCCCAAGCCUGAGAAUUAUUGGAACCCUUUGAUAAGACAAAUUCAAACUACAGUGGGAGUUCUAUCUAGGAAGAUGCAGCCUCUGGACAAGUUGAUGGCUAUCUCAAAACCUCAAAACCUGGCUCCUCAUGAACAAAGUGAGAUCCUGAGAUCAGAUUUGUCUUGGCAGCAGGAAACCACCCCAGUCAUGGAGACAUAUGACUCUGAAGCCUCUCGUCGAAAGUUCAGGCAUUUCCAGUAUUUUGAGGUGUCUGGGCCACAUGAAGCCUUGAGCCAACUAUGGGAGCUAGGUCUUCAGUGGCUAAGACCAGAGAUUCAUACAAAGAAGCAGAUCUUAGAGCUGUUGGUGCUGGAGCAGUUCCUGACAAUUCUCCCUGAAGAGGUCAGGACUUGGGUGAACUUACAACAUCCAAAGAACAGCAAAGACGUGGCGACUCUUAUAGAGGAUGUGAUUGAAAUGCUUAAAGACGAAGAUAUGCCUUGCAAGGAUUCUGUCCUGUUCCAGAAGGGGAGCAUCAAGAAGGAGAAGCUGGAAGCUGACUCACUAACAGGCAAAUCUCAGGAACCAGUGACAUUCAAAGAUGUGGUUGUGGAAUUCAGCGAGGAAGAGUGGGGGCAGCUGGACCCUGCUGUAAAGAACCUGUACAGGGAUGUGAUGCUGGAGAACUAUAGAAACCUGAAUUCACUGCGUAAAGACCAUCUACUUUCCAAACCUGUUGAGAUGUCCAAGUUGAAGAGUAAGAAAAAAAGAUGGAUAAUGGAGAGAGAAAUCCCAAGAGCAACCAUUUUUGAUAGAGAGACAAUUUCGGAAAACCAAGAUUCUGUUCCAAAGCAGAGAAUUUCUAGAGAAGAACCAUCCCAUGGAGUGAUUAUGACAAGACUGACCAAAAGUGGACACCCUUCUUUAGAUGGCUGGAGAAGUGACGAUUGGUUAUAUAGGAACCAGGACCACGGGGAUGUAAAUCUACCACAUGAAUCUUUCAUUUACAAAACAACCUACAAUGAGGAGGGAGACUUUGAAUCUAGUGAAAGUAAGAAAAGCUCUGAUGUUCUAUCAGUUAACUCAAUUUUUGAUACGCAACAGGGAAUUCCUAUGAGAAAGGGGCCCCCAAAGUGUGGUAAGUUUAAAACUAACUUCAAAUUUAAUUUAGACUCAGUAGGUAAGCAACAUUUAGAGUAUAAUGAAUCUGAGAAUGCCUUGAGCCUGAGUACAGAUAUUCACCACCCAAAAGGUCAUACCACAAUGAAUUCCUAUGAAUGCUGUCAGUGUGGGAAAGCCUUCAGCCGGAGUUCAUCCCUUGUUCGACAUCAAAUCAUUCACACUGGAGAGAAACCCUAUAAAUGCUGUGAAUGUGGGAGAUUCUUCAACCGACGUUCAAACCUUACUAAGCAUCAAAAAAUUCAUACUGAAGCAAAGGCCUAUGAAGGCAAUAAAUUUGGAGAAGCCUUUAGUAAGAGUGAAGACAGUAAUAAAAAUCCAAGACUGCAUUCUGGAGAUAAUCCGUAUGAAUGUAACUGUGGAAAAUCCUUCAGCAGGAGCUCCUCACUUAUUCGACAUCAAAUGAUUCAUACAGGAGAAAAACCAUUCAAAUGUAAGGAAUGUGAGAAAACCUUCAAUAGGAGUUCAAACCUUAAAAAACACCAAAAACUUCAUAGUUAUAGGGCAACUCAAGAGAAGUCCUAUAACAGGAAGAAAUUUGGGAUUAGCUUCAGUCAGAGUGCAGAACUCAUUCAGCAUCCAUGAAUUUAUGCUGGAAGGAAUCCUAUGAAUGUAGUAAAUGGAAUAAAAUAUUUGUCAGAGAUUAUUCUUUAAUUGAUAUGACAGAAUUAGUAUUUGAGAGUAAACUGUCGGAGCUUUUCCCAGCUCCCAAGGCCACGAGGGCUUGGAGACAAAUGUAUUACCAAACAAGUGUUUGUCUGUCAUUAUUCUGAUACCCAAUACUGUCAUCUCUCCCUACUUCAUAAAUGGGACCUAUGGUAUAUUUAUAUUCACCUGAUCUAUUGAUGAAGUAGAUAUUAAGGAGGAGCCAUGCAAUACCCUUGGAAUUGAUAUUUAACGAAACUCACACUUCAAACUGUCAGUCCUCAUAAGGUCACAAGAAACCAGGAGCUCACAAGAAUAUAGGCUACUGCUAAGGACUGAAUUCUCUCUGAAUUAAGGGCAAGGACCACAGUGACAGCCAGUUAGUCCACUCCUGAUAAUAUCCUUGUUUCUCCUGGUGCUAAGUGGGGACUAGAAUUGGAAGAAGGUUAUCAACUGCAGUGGGAAGUGGGUGUGGUGGUGGUAAUCUACAUGUAUUCCUCAAUAUCUGCAUUUUUUUUAAAGUACUCUUUGGGAUCUAGGCUGGAGAGACAUCCAUUGCCUAGGUGUAUCAUUUGUGCCAAACAUUAAAGGAUCAAUAAAGUUUCCUAAAAGUCUGUGCACCAGACCUGCCUCUUUCUACUUCUAAGCUACUUCAGGAUCCCAAAGGGUUCUUGAGAAAAGAUGCUUAUCUUACUCUGCCCAAAAAGAUUCAUACUGGAGACAUUUCUAGUGAAUGAUGUUGGUGGCUCUUUGUCAGAGCUCAUACCUUAUACAAAAGCAGAAAAGGUAUACUGGAUUGAACCUCUAUGAUGAGUUGUUAAAUGUGGAAAAUUCUGUGUUCAUUUGUUCAUCCUUUGCAUCACAAGUUGUAUUCUUUAGGUCAAAACCCUAUACAAAUAAUUGUUAUGAAAAUUCAUAUAAACAUAAGGAAACUUGUAGAGCAUCCUAACAGGAGAAAAACACUCAAUGUAAGAAGUUCUUGACGCAUAUAGUUCAGUCAUUCAUCAAAUGAAUUCUGGCGUUCUCAUUUUAGGUGUUCUGAAUGUAAUAGUUCACGUUUUUAUAUAAGUGAUUUUCUUUUGCAUGGUUGAAAGAUAAAAGUACUCUUUUCAUUUUUUAUCUUUUUUCAACAGCUAGCUAUUUGGGGAAAAGUAAGAUGCUUAUUUUUU
Molecule: messenger RNA, 3638 nt
Organism: Equus quagga
Lineage: Eukaryota; Metazoa; Chordata; Mammalia; Perissodactyla; Equidae
Gene: ZNF215
Product: zinc finger protein 215
Exons: 6
Coding region: 739-2409 (556 amino acids)
Biological process (GO): negative regulation of transcription by RNA polymerase II
Molecular function (GO): DNA-binding transcription repressor activity, RNA polymerase II-specific
Source: RefSeq, a predicted model, not a curated record